GGCUGUUUCGUAAAAUCAUUUGAGUGCCGGCCGGUGCCUUCUGAAUUAUUCGAAGAAUUUGCCUAUACGAAAAGAUCAGUGUUCGCAAGACAUCCUUGUGACGAUCCUAUUCAAAGAAACAGUACUGCGCGUUGACCAAGAUCACGAUGAGGUGUUGGUGACGAAAAAGUUUCUUUUCUUCCAUCAGAAGACCGUCAAGAUUUUACAAUUUUAAUGCUACAAAGAAACAAAUGAGCAUCAACCCCACCCUGGCGGAGGACCAGGUCACCAAGGAGCUCUUCCCCCUCCCCCGUCCCGGCGAGGUUUUCAUCCUCAAACGCGAGAACAUUUUUUUCGAGUCCGCGUCCAGGAAAGCAAGAUGCAAGGCACUGGGGCUGUUCAUGCUGUCCUCCCAGCGGUUUGUGUUUGUUGCCCAGAAGGACAAAAAUAACGAGGAUAUAACCCUCUCAGGUGUUACAAUCUCAAACGUUGCAAUAGAAUCUGGAAAUCUGUAAUGCAAGAACUGCAUGAUCUAGCCUACGCCAAUAAGAUUGCGCAUGACAAGUUUCGGAGUCCCAAACCCACCUGAAAUCUGGCGAAAUUUGUAUUGCGAAAAGCUCAGUUCUCUAUACGUUCCUCAUGCUCUUCAUGCAAUACAAAAUCCAGAUUCUAUCGUAACGUUCGAGAUUGUAACGUUUGAGCGGGCCAUAGAGGAUUUUGGCAGUUUCGAGAUUCCGAUGGACAGUAUUCUGAAGCAGGAAUUUAUGCAAGAAAAAAACUGUGUAAGUGUAACUCUGUAAUGCACAAAGUGCAAAACUGUUACACCUGUCAUGCCAGACAACCACGCAGUCCUCUUUUCAUGUGUGUUUUCUCUUGUAAGCCACGCAUGACAGGAUUUCUCUGUCAUGUAGAGCAAAUUUGUGAUGCUGUCAGCCAAAGAAAGUUACACUAACACAGUUUUUUUCUCGGAUAGAAUUCCAGCAGCCCAUCUUCGGCUGCAACUACCUCGAACUGCAGGUCACCAGCACGGACCCGAGCAUCACGGGCGACACCAAUUUCCCGAUUUACCUCUACUUCUACGAGGGUGGUGCGGGCACCUUUCUGCAGGUGUUUUUCAAGUUCUUCGUGGAGGUACAGCGGCGGCGCGGCGAGGCGAACAGCCAAAACGGGUUAGCGCAGGUGGCCGUGCAGUUAGUGAAUAACCGGCACGCCUACGUCGACCGGAGCGACCCGUCGACCUUCUACCUGCAGCAGCCACAGACUGCUGGCGCGGCGGGAGAGAAUGUCGAUCGGUCAACAGCGACGGAGCAGGAGGGCACAGACAUCGGGCAUGUAGGCGGUGGUGGUCCGAGUGGUUCGGGGGGAGAGCAAGAAGUGCCUAAUACUGCGUUUCCCGGGACAACAAGUGGAGCGUUUCCCGGGCGAGGACAUGUGUUGGGGGACAGUUGACAGAGAUGGAGGAGGGAGAAUUUAAUAGCAGCUAAAGAAACAGUAACAGACAAUGAACAAAGCACAUCUUCUUCGCCUUCGGCACAUAUCAUAGCAAUCCGCAGGACGACCUCCCGGAGGUGGCGCAUGAAAAAGGUGCGAGGAUUUGCACACAAGAGCAAGUGUGUGACACCGUCUUGUUUA
This is a messenger RNA of Amoebophrya sp. A120, 1611 nucleotides long. NCBI's taxonomy places the organism in Eukaryota, Dinophyceae, Syndiniales, Amoebophryaceae. The record is from the annotation of a GenBank genome assembly.